CUGCAUGUGUUCCAGCUGGGGCAGAGGGAUGCCGCCAGGCUUCCACUCCGUUUCAUGUAACAGCAGCCGAACCACGAGAGAUGCUUUUUCUAGAACUGAUUCCCCAAGACCGUCUGACUGACUGCAGUUUAUGGGCCACAGGCAGCUGGGGCAGAGCCAUCCUCCCAGUUUACUUCCACUUGCAUGAGAGGCGCUCAGAAUAAACAUCCCGGGAAGCGGAUGGACUGACAUCAAAGUCUUCAAUUCCUUUUCCAAUUUUGAUCUCAGCAGUCCUUCCCACACAGGUCUACGUAGGUUUUCAAAGCACGAACUGUGCUCAGUUCCUCCCCAGAAGGAUGCUCGCUCCUCCUGUGACCUGUGUGGAUGGUCUCAGUGUGAGGCAGCCAAGAGCAGCUGUGCCCGCAGAGCUGGAGUGAAUCCUACCACAGUCUCUUCACAGUAACCCGCUUGCACUUCACGCAGACUACUGAAAAGAAUCUCAUCAUAUAUAUAAAUUUAUAAAUAAAUAAAAAAAAUAGGUUCACGAGCUUGCUGCAGAAGAUAGGGAGAUGCUCUCUGUGUUUUUAAAGGGCCAGCUUGCAAGGGCCAGCCUUAAACCUCAGCACAGGAAAGCUGACGGGUCACAUCAUUCUAGGUGCUGAAGCCCCCCAGGUCCAACCAUUGCACACACCAGGAAUGGGAGGCGUGGGAAGGUUCAGUGAAGAUUUAAAAAAUUUGCAUAGUUACUGGAAGAACAGAGACUUAAGCCCUAGUUUCCUGACAGGAAAUCCUGCACUUGCUUCCAACUGCCUUUUAUCCAGAUGAUGGUCUUUGUGUCUGAAAAAGCCUGCAGAUGGCAACGGGGCUCUUCCCCAAGAGGGAGACGAGACUCGAGGUAAUUGUCGGUAAGAGUGGACUUUGGGGGACACUCCUUUCUCCUCUUCGGAUUCCUUUUCGUGGCCACCUGAGCACGCCGGCUCCGGGGCUGGGAGCAAGGAGCCAUCCGCCGGCUCCAGGCUCUCCUCACACACAGCUGCUCAAACAGUGAGCUGAGCUGCAGGGCUUGGAGUUCACUGUUCUCCCUGCCAGACCGACCUCUGUUGUAAAUUUCCCUCCCGGAACACGUGACGAUGCAUUUCUUGACUAUAUAUCCCCAGGGCAGCCGCGGAGCCGAGCUGUCAGAGGCUCAGCCCGCCGCGAGGAGGACGCUCUUGGACUUGGCCACUUAGCAAACUCAGGGCUUGGGACGAAUUUGCCAGCGUUUGACCCUGGCCCAGCGAGCAGCGCUUCCAUGCUGAGGAUGGAGCCCCUGAACAGCACGCACCCCAGCACCGCGCUCCCCGGCACCCCCCUCGAGUCCCACGACACCAGCGGAAGGGACAGCGGCAAGGGGAACGAAUACGUCUACAUCCUCGUGGUCAUGUCCUUCUACGGCAUUUUCUUGAUCGGGAUCAUGCUGGGCUACAUGAAAUCCAAGCGGCGGGAGAAGAAGGCCAGCCUGCUGCUGCUGUACAAGGACGAGGAGCGGCUGUGGGGCGAGGCCAUGAAGCCCCUGCCCAUGAUGGCGGGGCUGCGGUCGGUGCAGGUGCCCGCUGUGAUGCUGAACAUGCUGCAGGAGAGCGUGGCGCCCGCGCUGUCCUGCACGCUCUGCUCCAUGGAGGGGGACAGCGUGAGCUCCGAGUCCUCCUCGCCCGACGUGCACCUCACCAUCCAGGAGGAGGGGGCCGACGACGAGCUGGGGGAGGAGAACUCGGAGACGCCCCUGAACGAAAGCAGCGAGGGCUCCUCGGAGAACAUCCACCAGAAUUCCUAGCACUCCCAGGGCCUCCGGAGGUGGCCCCGUCAGCAGAGAGGAAGGGCGCUUUUCACGUCUGGUUUCACUUUUGCAGUGAGGCUGCCUCUUUGAAGAGACCCCUCGGCAGGCCCCUGCGUGGGGAUGGUGGGGGCACAGGAGUCCGUGCCGUGCCUGUGGUGCGAACCGCCACAGCCAAAGCCCUGAAGACGUGCCGGGGGCACAUUUACUUGGGGCCUGGGGCUGGGGUGCCGGGUCAGAAUCUGGCAGGUCCAGGUGCUUGCUCAGUGUUUUCUCACUGGAUGCCCUGGCUAACUCCGGCAGCUUCUGCCCACUCCCAGGGACAUGCUGGGACACUACUUUUGAUUGAUUGAUUUGCCUAGAGCUUUGUCGUUCUCCAUCUGAUUGGCUGUAAGUACCUCUGUGGUGUGCCUGUGGCAUUCAUUCACCAGUGACAGUGCUUCUGGCCUCUUGGGUUGGGAGGGUGACGUUGAAAGGAGGACUUUCCAUGGGAGAAAGCUGGAGAUCUGAACUCGGCCCGUUUGCAUAUAAUAAGGGUAACAGAGGGCAACCUUUAAAAGUGUUAACAUUGGCUAGGAUUAUAAGGCUUGACCCUUUCUGUAACCCACAACCUUGAACUCUGACCUGGGACCAUCCCACUGGCAUGAAGUUUUUUUUGGUUGGAAGAGCUCUCCAGAAUCUAACCUGCACUCCUAAUGGCCAUGCAGGGGACUCCUCCUGAUCUUCCCAGAAAGGGUACUGAUGGGGUUGAAUGAAGCCAACCCUUAGCUCUACUGCUGCUCAACUCUCAGCCUGAUUUUCUGAGCUGGGAGAGGACAUAUGGCGGGCCGCCUUUUGUCACGUAGCCGAGACUGAGAAGGGCAUACUCAGGCAGAAGUCACACAAAGCUGGGGUCCACGUUCUGUCCCUUGACCCCCGAGCCCUGACACUGGUUUGCUGUGUGGUCCCGGGCAUGUCAUCAAGAGGCUUACCGCCUGCCUGAGACUCCUGACGGUCUGCGUCCCCAGGGGGCUGGGAGGAUGUCUUUAGAUUUUAAGCCUCUGUGAUAAAUCCUGCAUGGCCUGGUGUGAGGAAGCUUGGACCAGAUAUUUCCCCCUUGGCCAGUUAGUCUGCAAAAGGAUUUGCUUAUUUAAAGGAGCAGUUGGAGACUAGGAAGGCAGGGCACUGGGAAAUUCAGGGAGAAUCACCCCCUCAUCCAGGCUGUCGUUUUUUCCCAGCAGUGAACCAAAAUGCGGAUGCCACAUUUUACGCGGUCUGCAAAGUUCUCUCUGGGUGCUGGAAUGUUAACCCUCCAGCGGAGGGAACGAGAGACCCAAAAGGAAACACUCAGGAAUGCUUGCCGACAUCUCCGGGUAUUCCUGUGGUCGGAAUUCCUUUGCAGCAGACCCUAUGGGCCCUUGAAUAUGAGAACCAAGAGAAAUACACCAAAAGUCAAAUUUAAUUAUAGUAAAAACAAAAUUUUUUUUUUUAAAUUAAAAGAAAUAUUCUCCCUGGGUUGGAGACAGCAAUAACUACUGUUCCCAUGGAAGGGUUAACAGUGGAGGAGCUGGUUUACCAGCUCGCCUUAACACAGUGCUAGAGGAAAUUUAUGUUUGGGGGGGGGGGGGAGGGAAGGGGCCUCUGUUCACUUUAAAAUCCAGAAUGUGGAUUUACUCCAAAGGGGGCUGUUUAAGGUGAAAGAAGCCAAGUUCAGUUGGCCCCUUGCCUGGAAUCACUUGAAUUCUGAAACUUUACUGCGACGGACAUGUGCGUGGUCACAUUUUCCAUUGCUUCAUCCUGAAGUUCGGUGCACAUCUAGCUGCGCCUAUUAAAAUAGUGAUGUAUAUACUUCCUUCUUAUUCUAUUAAGUUGUAUAAAAUGGUCUUCUGUAUUUAACAGUUUGUCAUUUUCACUAUAUUUUUUAAUUUAAAUAAACAAACACAUUUCCCUGA
Messenger RNA from Pipistrellus kuhlii (Kuhl's pipistrelle), 3723 nucleotides. RefSeq names its product potassium voltage-gated channel subfamily E regulatory subunit 4 (gene KCNE4). The record is from RefSeq and is a predicted model, not a curated record. Gene Ontology annotation, biological process: negative regulation of delayed rectifier potassium channel activity; ventricular cardiac muscle cell action potential; regulation of heart rate by cardiac conduction. Gene Ontology annotation, cellular component: membrane. The coding region runs from base 1271 to 1792 and encodes 173 amino acids. The transcript is spliced from 2 exons. NCBI's taxonomy places the organism in Eukaryota, Metazoa, Chordata, Mammalia, Chiroptera, Vespertilionidae. Gene Ontology annotation, molecular function: voltage-gated potassium channel activity involved in ventricular cardiac muscle cell action potential repolarization; potassium channel regulator activity; transmembrane transporter binding.